Molecule: messenger RNA, 1768 nt
Organism: Selaginella moellendorffii
Lineage: Eukaryota; Viridiplantae; Streptophyta; Lycopodiopsida; Selaginellales; Selaginellaceae
Product: zinc finger protein WIP5
Exons: 2
Coding region: 301-1641 (446 amino acids)
Biological process (GO): anatomical structure development; regulation of gene expression
Cellular component (GO): nucleus
Molecular function (GO): DNA-binding transcription factor activity
Source: RefSeq, a predicted model, not a curated record
UUCAAAGUCUCAAUUGAGUUCCAGCACUAUAUGCUUUGGAGCACACUCACUCACACACGCACACUCUCACACUCAUAUCACACACACCCAAAGUACAAAGUUCUUGAGUGGAGUGAUUUAAAUCCAUCCCAGGGAGCUAGGAAGAAAUUCUUAACUGGUUUGAUGGAGAUCAUCCAUGGACACUCCUUCACAGCUGCCCAAUUUUGCCCAAGACCAACAUUGAUUGAUCCAUUGGAGUGAUUCACCCAGAAUUUCUUGCUACCUAGAGAAAUUUCUCUUGUUUCUUCUUCUCCUCUCUCUAUGAUCAUGAGCUCCAAAGCAAUGAUCCAUCACCAGCAUCACCAGCAGCAGCAACACCACCAUCUCAAUCUCAAUGUCAACAAUGUGCUGCCAGAUUGGAUCAAGCCACACUACUUGACAGCAAUUCACCACACUGCCCACCAGAAUCUCCCCAUCGCCAUUCCAAUUCCCAUGCCACUCCCAAAUCCCCCAAGCAUCAAGAAGGAGUCGCCAUCCAGCGGCCAGGAUCGCGACCAUCGGACGAUCCCCACCGCGCCAAUAAAGCCUCUCUACGAUCAGCACGGGCAAAGCGCGCAGUCUUGCUCCUCCUCCUCGAUCCCUUUCGUCAGCCUGCGGCGGCUGCCAGAGAUCGCCAGCAGCAGCUCCAGCAGCGCCUCCGGAUCAGCAUCCGCCACUAGCAGCAGCUGCGGCGGCGAUGGCGUCCAGCAGAUCCAGACCGGCAUUCUCGACGACGAUCGCAUCCCACUGGCACUGGCAUUGCAGCUGGAUCAAGAUCGAGCGCGGCGGCGGCGCGAAUCGUCCUCGUCGCCAAAUAUUUCGGAUCGGGAGGAGGCCGCCAUGAUCGAUUCUCCCGGCGCGGGGCUCCGGAUUGGACUCCCGACGGAGGCGAUCGCCUUGAGCAGGAGCAGCAGCGCCAGCGCCAGCGCCACGGCGGCGAUCGAUCAGGGCAGUAGCAGCUCGGCGGCGGUGGCGGUGGCGGUGGCAGUGGCGGAUCGCUGCAUGUUCCAGGAUCAGGGAGCGGGGAUUAGGGGCAAGGGCCAGUUCUGGAUUCCAACGCCCGCGCAGAUCCUUGUCGGGCCGACGCAAUUCUCGUGCCCGGUGUGUGGCAAGACGUUCAAUCGCUACAACAACAUGCAGAUGCAUAUGUGGGGGCAUGGAUCGCAGUACCGUCGCGGCCCCGAAUCCCUCCGCGGCACGCAGCCCAGCGCGAUGCUCCGGCUGCCGUGCUACUGCUGCGCGCCGGGGUGCCGCAACAACAUCGAGCACCCGCGCGCCAAGCCGCUCAAGGACUUCCGGACGCUCCAGACGCACUACAAGCGCAAGCACGGCGCCAAGCCCUUCAUGUGCCGCAAAUGCGGCAAGGCGUUCGCGGUGCGCGGCGACUGGCGCACGCACGAGAAGAACUGCGGCAAGUUGUGGUACUGUAGCUGCGGCUCGGAUUUCAAGCACAAGCGGUCGCUCAAGGACCAUAUCCGCGCGUUUGGGAGCGGCCACUCUCCCGUGGGGCUGGAUGAACAGGAGGAAGAUCCGGACGAGGACGAGGACGAGGAAGCUGGAUCGAAUUCCACCAACGAAGACGACGGCGAGAUGGACACGACUAUGACGGCCAUCUCCAGCUAGAAGCAGUCUUUGUUUUUUUCUUGUUUUUUUUUUCUUUUUUUUUUUGCUCCAAGAAACAGAGCACUACCUAUGAAAUGUAGUCAGAGUUUGUUCAGAAUUCAGAAUGAACCCUAAAAAUUGAUCAGAA